This is a messenger RNA of Penicillium taxi, 2937 nucleotides long. RefSeq names its product aspartyl-tRNA synthetase, cytoplasmic (gene erdS). Gene Ontology annotation, cellular component: aminoacyl-tRNA synthetase multienzyme complex; cytoplasm; cytosol. The transcript has a single exon. Gene Ontology annotation, biological process: aspartyl-tRNA aminoacylation. The coding region runs from base 1 to 2937 and encodes 978 amino acids. Gene Ontology annotation, molecular function: ATP binding; RNA binding; aspartate-tRNA ligase activity. The record is from RefSeq and is a predicted model, not a curated record. Lineage: Eukaryota; Fungi; Ascomycota; Eurotiomycetes; Eurotiales; Aspergillaceae.
AUGUCGAUCAAGCGGGCCUUGUCCAAGGCCAUUCGAGGCUCUAAAAGUACCCCGAAUACAUCAGAUGAAGAGUUAGGAAGUUCCCACGGUUCCCAUGGCCUUCCUAUCCUUAAAUUGGGACUUGGAAAGACUCCUACUUCUCACUCGCGAAAUGGUUCGCGUGAUUCACACUCCCCUCGUCGCGGCAUUCUAGGAAACUUCCUCCGUGAUAAGGAGUACAUCUCCUCGUCCGAUGACUUCUCCGAUGACUCCUCAGCUGGAGGGCUUAGCAAGAACCAGCAAAAACGAUUGAUUCGUCAGCAGCGCCGCAGUCAGAAGAGUCGCUUGAGUGAGGAGCAAUUCUCGGAAUCUGACCAUAAGCGCCGGGAGGAGGACCUUGCCAAAGCUGCUGCAGAUGAGACCGCCGACAUGAAGGCUCGGUAUGGCGAACUGCCUCUGAUGCAGUCUCAAGAGCGCCCGCACAAGGAACGUACAAGACUGGAUGAUAUCACGGCGACAAUGGAGAACCAAGAGAUCUACUUUACUGCGCGAUUGCACGUUGUGCGUCGCCUGAGUGCCAAGCUGGUCUUCCUGGUCUUCCGCCAGCAGAUGUCGACUUUCCAGGGUGUUCUGCAUGAAGAAUCCGGUGUCAAGUCCAUUGCUAUGGUACAUUGGGCGGAGCACCUCCGUGUCGGGUCCUUUGUCCGUGUGCGUGGUACUGUCAAGAAGCCUGAAGUUCCCGUUCUGGGCUGCAGCAUUCAUGAUGUCGAGUUGUCGAUCGAUUCCGUGCACCUCCUCGUCAAGCGUGAGGAACCUGUUCCAUUCAGUGUCUAUGAAGCCGAGAUCCAAACAACCGAGGAGGAGAAGGUGGAGGGUCGUCGCAGUCACAUCCCAGACCGCACCCGUCUGACCAACCGUGUGCUCGAUUUGCGUACUCCUACUUCGCAAUCCAUUUUCCGUCUCCAAUCAGCCACCUGUAACCUCUUCCGCAGCGCCUUGGAUGAGCGUGGAUUCAUUGAAAUUCAUACACCCAAGCUCCAGGGAGCCGCUACCGAGUCUGGUGCCAGUGUUUUCCAGGUCAACUACUUUGGUCGUCCUGCAUUCCUGGCCCAGUCUCCUCAGCUGGCAAAGCAGAUGGCCAUUGCAGCUGAUUUUGGUCGCGUUUAUGAGAUCGGUGCUGUGUUCCGUGCAGAGAACUCCAACACUCACCGUCACUUGACAGAAUAUACUGGUCUGGAUCUGGAGAUGCAGAUUGAGGAGCACUACCACGAGAUGCUGGAGACUUUGGAUGCCACCAUCAAGAACAUUCUCAGUGGAAUCUACACCAAGCAUCGUCGGGAGAUCGAAAUCGUCAAGCACCAACUCCCCUCAGAUGAUGUCAAGUGGUUGGACGAGACUCCUGUUAUCCGUUUCUCGGACGGCAUUCAAAUGCUGAACGAUUCAGGCUGGCGUGACGAUAAGGGCAACCCUCUUCCCCUAGAUGAGGAUUUGGCGACUCGUGAUGAGAUCCGUCUGGGUGAGCUUGUUAAAGAAAAGUACAACACCGACUACUACGUUCUAGACAAGUUCCCCCGUGGUGCACGUCCCUUCUAUACCAUGCCAAACCCCGAGGACGAUAGAUUCACCAACUCUUUCGAUAUGUUCAUCCGUGGUCAAGAGAUCGUUUCCGGUGGCCAGCGUAUUCACGAUGCCCACAUGCUCGAGGAGAACAUGCGCAGUGUUGGAAUCAACCCCGAUGAUAUGGAGGAGUAUCUCGAGGCUUUCCGUUGGGGCGCCCCUCCUCAUGCUGGUGCUGGUGUUGGUCUCGAGCGCCUGCUGAUGCUGGUCUUGAAGACUGGUAACAUUCGUCUGACUUCGCUCUUCCACCGCGACCCGAAGAGCUUGCCGGCCAAGCCUCCUGUCAAGCAGCUCCGCCACCCCGAAGCAUCCACUAUUGAGACAGCCUGGAUCAAGGAUUCUCCCCCUCGCCGUGUAGCUGCGAAUGAGGAAGAGUUGCAACCCCUGGCCAAAUUGAUUGCCAACUACGGUGAUGCCACUUCGACCUCCUGGUUCGAUGACCGGUAUAAGAUUUGGCGCGAUAUGGCCACUGGUGCUGCUGUCGCAUAUGUUCCCAGCACCAGCAAUUUCGCGAUUAUUCCUGGCAAUCCCUUGUGUGAUCCCAGUCAGUACAACCGUACCAUCACAAUGUUCCUUCAGUGGCUCCGUCGUGACACUCACCUCAAGCCCGUAUGGCUUCUAUGCUCUCCUGAGGUCGAGGAGAUUCUCGGUGAAAAGAUGGGAUGGCGCAGUUUGACCUGUAUUUCCGAGGAGAGCGUUGACCCUGCUCGCAACCUUUCUGCCAUUGACGGAGAGAUUUCUCGCAAGAUCCGCCGUGCGGAGACCGAGCAGAUCACUGUGGAGUCCCUACCCCAUGGUGAAUUACCCUCUGAGGAAAUUCGGGCCAAGAUUGAUAAGCGUAUCGCCGAGUGGCUGGCGAACCGCAGUGGUACGCAGGUCCAUCUCUCCGAGAUUCGGCCCUGGAUCGAUUCGGAGCACCGCUGGUACUUCUACGCUGUCGACAAGAGUGGACAGAUCUGCGCGUUUGUCGCCCUGGCCAUGCUGGCACCUGACCACGGCAUGCAAUUGAAGUACAGCUUGGAUUUCCCUGGCUCCCCCAAUGGUGCCAUCGAGUACAUAAUCACCCAGGCUAUUCAAACAGCUGCUCACAACGGUGUCAAGGCGUUAACCUUCGGUGCUGGUGCCACCAACAAAAUGACUGCUGGUCACAAUCUGCAAGGUACCAAGAUCAGAAUGAUGGAGCACACUUACGACGCACUUGCCAAACAGUUCCACCUUGUGCGGAAGAGCGAGUUCCGUGCCAAGCUCGGUGCCACUGAGGCUCCUCUCUGGAUUGCCUACCCAGCCCACGGCCUCGGCUCCAAGGGUAUUCGUGCCAUCUUGAAUUUCUUCGAAGAUUAA